AUGAUGAAGAAAGAAAACCCUAUGGAAAAUCAUAUUGAUAACAAAGAUAGGAUCAGUGAUUUGCCUGAUAGUCUUUUACUUCACAUACUCUCUUUUUUGAACAUCAAACAAGCUAUUCACACUUGUGUUCUCUCCACAAGAUGGAUCAAUCUCUGGAAGUAUCUUCCCACUCUUUCAUUAGUUUCUUCACAAUUCACAUCUGUCGAGAAUUUCACCGAAUUUGUCUCUCAGAUCUUGUCUCUUCGCGAUAACUCAACCGAACUGCACAGUCUAAGAUUUCGCCGCAAUAUAGCCGUGGAGCCUAGCCUGCUCGAAAUGAUUCUAGAAUACGCUGUUUCACACAAUGUUCAACGAUUAGAUAUCGGUGUUAAAUGUGAUAUUCAACACUUUCCAACUUGUUUAUUGUCAUGCCGCACAUUAACAUCACUUGAUCUUCAUGUUAGUCAUCCUACCGUUUAUGGUACGACCAAAUUGUUUCCUAGUUCUUUGAAUAUGCCACUAUUAACCCGCUUGGGUCUAUGGCACUUUGCCUUUUCGGCUGGAAACGAUGGUCGCGUCGAUCCGUUUUCAGCAUUAACCAGUUUGAAAAGUUUGAAUAUUGUGUAUUGUGAAGUUGUGGACGAGCAAAACCUUUGCAUUUCAAGUGCCAAACUUGUCAAUUUAUAUAUAUACAUGGUUCAUUAUGCACCCAAAACCUAUUUCGGAAUUGACCUAUCUGCACCAAAUCUUUCUACCUUUAUGUUUAGUGGUAUUCCUGUUCAGAAACUCUGUUGGAGCAAGAACAAUCUCUCUUCUAUCAAACGAGUAAGUAUUGAUAUAAUAGAAUUUUGGAAAUCAUCAGAGACUUCAUUGGUUCUGCUCGACUGGCUGUUUGAACUUGCAAAUAUGGAAUCGUUGAUCAUCUCUUCAACUGCUCUUCAGGUUCUUUCCUUAGUUCCGAGUUUAUCGGUUGAACUCCCUUCCUUUUGUAACUUGAAGUCACUCCGGGUAGAAAAGAGACAAAUUGCAUCCAUACCUGAUGGAAUUGUGGACAUUUUGACUCAAAACUCAUAUUCACCAAAGGUUUACAUCAUAGAUUGA
Lathyrus oleraceus (garden pea) is the source of this 1080-nucleotide messenger RNA. RefSeq names its product F-box/FBD/LRR-repeat protein At1g16930. The coding region runs from base 1 to 1080 and encodes 359 amino acids. The record is from RefSeq and is a predicted model, not a curated record. Gene Ontology annotation, molecular function: protein binding. Lineage: Eukaryota; Viridiplantae; Streptophyta; Magnoliopsida; Fabales; Fabaceae. The transcript has 2 exons.